Messenger RNA from Macrosiphum euphorbiae (potato aphid), 309 nucleotides. Lineage: Eukaryota; Metazoa; Arthropoda; Insecta; Hemiptera; Aphididae. The record is from the annotation of a GenBank genome assembly.
AUGUAUUCAAUAAAUAUACUUCGACAAACAUCUUUAGUACGCUUGUCAAUUAAACCAUAUCCAAUACAGUUGAGUAAAUACAAAUCCUCCGAUUCCAAAGAGGAUUUAAAGGAAAAAAUUAAAAUGAAAACACCAAUUGGAAAAUUAGACGAACUCGAAGCUGGUAAGCAUCCAUUUCAAGAAAAGCAGCCUUUGAAAGAAUGGCCUGAAGGUCGUAAUCCAGCAACUGGAGAGCAAAACGGCCCAAAAGGACCUGAACCAACUAGAUAUGGCGAUUGGGAACGAAAAGGAAGAGUGACAGAUUUUUAA